UUAAAAUCUAGACAUAAGCAACAGUAAUAUUUAGUAGAGGAUCCAAGUAAUCUGGCCAAUCCGAGCUGUCAAAACUGACAAUCGAGAUGUGUCAGGCACACAAAAUUCAAUCGUAUAUAUCAGGCGAAAUUAAAGGUGUUGAGCUCUCUGAAAAGACACGUUUGGAAACAGAACAAAAUCAGACAAAUUUUAGUAGAAAUUUCUUAAUUUUCGGCAAUCAACGGUUUUAGCCCUCUUUUUAGUGACUUUUGUCAAAUCCAAAAAGAAAUCGAAACGAAAAACCAAGGAGGAUUCAAUGAUAUUGCAGAGAGCUUCAAGGAUUUAGAGGGAGAUUAAUUGGGGGAAAUAUAGAGGGAAUUUAGCAAUUUACAAAAUUUCUUGUGAGGCGAUCAACAACGAAUUCCACCACAAACGACAUGGGCACAUUGCUGCGUCCGCAUCAGUGCCAGGAGAGAAGGAGCAGCCACAGCAACCUGCGUCCGCCGGGCCGGCAAGAGUCGCUGAAUUUGUUGGGGAAAACGCUACCCAUACCGGUGGCCACCGCACCACAGUUGCGCACUCGCCGCCAAUUCAGCUUCAAUGGGAUGAAGUACGAGACCAACGGUCUGAUGCCCUUGACUCCGCAACAGCAGCAGAAGCAGAAGCAGCGGCAGCAGCAGCGGUGGCGGCGGGAGCAGCCACAGCAGGAUCAGUUCUUGAAGAUGUCAGGCGGUGCCAGCGGCAGCAGCGGCGAACUAAGGAUGCGGGGUGGCGGCAACAGUUCCAUCAUCGACAUGGCCACCCACGAGAGUGCUGGCGGCGAUAAUGGCUGGCGUUCGGAUCCGAAGAAGACGGUUCCUUCCAAUAGGAUGAACAGCGUGCGAUUGACGGGGAUGAACAGGAGCAACAGUAAGGUGCAAAUGAUGUCACCUGCCAAGACCAAGAUCAACCCAUCAUCAACGGCAGGCAUAUCAGAAUCGGGGUCACGUUUAUUAAGAACUCCGAAAUAUCCCAGCCGAACAAAAGUCAAGGAGGAGUUGAACCAUGAAAUGGAGCAUCAGGAUCGAAAUGAGGAUUAUCUGGGCAAGGGUCGAAAGCAGUACCACAGCCAGCAGCUGUUGCAAAACGGUGUCAACACUUCGAGUGCUCCAAGGCUUUCCAACGAUGGGGGUUAUGGCGCCAAGCAACGCCUGAUGUUUGCUCAAUCAUUGAUGAAGACGGCUCGCCAGGAAGUGGCCAAUGGCAGUGGCCUGGACCCGCCGCCGGCCAUGGUCAUCCCUACUACCAUCGGCGGCGGAAUGCCCUCCAAAAUGGACUACAUAACGCUGGCCGGCCUGGUACUCGGCUGCAUAGCCUCGCAUGCCCUCUACUUCCUUUGCUGGUACUUCAGCUGGCUGAAGAACCAGGUGGUGGGCCUGCGGAGACGCUUUCUUGGCCACUCGAAUCUAUGGGAGUUCUUUGACCUGGACGAUACGUCCCGAUAUUCGGUGCAGACAAAGCUUGUCCUGGCGCCGCUGAUCAUUGCCGGCGCCCUGCUCUACUGUGUGGUCAAUAUGCUGCACAUGCUGGUCCAAGUGGUGCGCUCAGAUGUGCCGCGCACAGUGGUUGUGUUUGUGCAGCGGGUGGCUAACAGUGGACUCCUGGGCACCAUUACCACGGGCCUGGGUGGCGGUGGUGUCGGUGCCUUUAGACGGCAUCGUUAACGUCCAGUCGAAGGUCCUUCCAUCGCGUCCGUUUUUCCAUCUCCCACAAAAGCUACUCCUGUCGUGUUGGUGGGUUCAAUAAUUUAAUAAAAAUCAAUUAUUAGAUUAAUUCA
This is a messenger RNA of Drosophila kikkawai, 1795 nucleotides long. RefSeq lists its product as uncharacterized. The record is from RefSeq and is a predicted model, not a curated record. NCBI's taxonomy places the organism in Eukaryota, Metazoa, Arthropoda, Insecta, Diptera, Drosophilidae.